AUGAUCAAGUUUGUUGACAAACUCAUGACAUCACUUAGCAAUAGGUGCAUUUGCUGUUUUGCUCGUGGUUUUACUAACUGCCCAGCAAGAGCAAUAGCAAUUGAGACAUCACCAGUGGACACAAUGAUGACUCCGGCUGGGACAAAAAUUCCAGGGGUCAGGCUAGACAUGUCUGCAUGCAAAGGAGACAUGUCUAGAACCAGGGUUGCAUCUGAGGUACUGCCAGAUCAACAACAAGCAAAAAGGCCAAGACAUGAUGAUGAUUUGCUUGGAACACUGAAAGCGGGGAUACUUCAGUUUGCAAGGCAUACCAUGCAGGAAAUCAGCGAAAGAUUUAUUGAUCUUCCGAAUGAUGGCAGCACAACUGUGUUUGGAGAAAGGACUGCUGGACUACCAGGACGGAAAUAUGUCCACAGGCCUGGUUUUCAGACAGACCCAUGGAUCAGGGGUGUUGUCCCGUGCCCACCUCAGCCUUAUGUUUCUCAACUAUUAGAAGAGUUCUUUGCUACUGCACCGCCAGAAGUUCUUUCCAGGUUUAUACGGAUCACUGGGCUAGCACUCAAACAACAGUUGGUUGGAGACGUGUUAAUUGAUCACGAGCUCAUGUCAGUCAUCAUCAGAAGAUAUUGCCAAGCUGAUCAGGAAGCCGAUAAACAUUCCCCAUACCUGACAUGGAGGCACCCUCUGGAGCCAGAAUUUUCAAGUAUGGUUUUAUCUGAACAAGAUUACUUGCAUACGAUGUCCAUACAGAAGGCACUAGGCGCCAUGGUACUGCAUUCUUCACGCCGGUUCCACGACCUGAGGGAUGGAUUGUGA
Messenger RNA from Aegilops tauschii subsp. strangulata, 816 nucleotides. The record is from RefSeq and is a predicted model, not a curated record. NCBI's taxonomy places the organism in Eukaryota, Viridiplantae, Streptophyta, Magnoliopsida, Poales, Poaceae.